Miniopterus natalensis is the source of this 1125-nucleotide messenger RNA. The record is from RefSeq and is a predicted model, not a curated record. NCBI's taxonomy places the organism in Eukaryota, Metazoa, Chordata, Mammalia, Chiroptera, Miniopteridae.
AACUCGUCGGUCCGGUCCAUCGAGGGGAAGUUGGAUGAGCGGCAUGGCUCCUCCUGGGUCCGCUCGGCUGCUUCAGGCUGGGACUUCGAGGGUCGGGUGUCGACUCGCGGUCGGGGGCCGAGGAAAUCAUUGUACCCUCUGCUCCGGAGAUCCGUGUUGUUCCGCAGAGGACGCUGAGAGAACAAGUGUGCAUUAUCUCCGGAAACAGGCUCGACAGCUGGAAAAUGAACUUGACCUGAAACUAGUUUCUUUCAGUAAACUGUGUACGAGUUACAGUCACAGCAGUGCCCGAGAUGGAAGACGCGACAGGUAUAGCUCUGACACAACACCCCUUUUAAAUGGAUCAAGCCAAGACAGAAUGUUUGAAACAAUGGCAAUUGAGAUUGAACAACUUUUGGCAAGGCUUACAGGAAUAAAUGAUAAAAUGGCAGAAUAUACCAACAGCGCGGGCGUCCCCUCCUUGAAUGCGGCACUGAUGCAUACAUUACAGCGACAUAGAGACAUAUUACAGGAUUAUACACAUGAAUUCCAUAAAACCAAAGCAAACUUUAUGGCGAUACGGGAAAGGGAAAAUCUAAUGGGAUCAGUACGAAAGGAUAUUGAGUCAUAUAAAAGUGGAUCUGGAGUAAACAACAGAAGAACUGAACUAUUUUUGAAAGAACACGAGCACCUUCGAAACUCAGAUCGUCUGAUAGAAGAGACAAUAAGCAUUGCUAUGGCAACAAAAGAAAAUAUGACUUCACAGAGAGGAAUGUUGAAAUCGAUUCAGAGCAAAAUGAACACUUUGGCCAGUAUCCUUUUUGAAAGUUGGAAAGUUGUGGCUCUUACGGGGGCACAAGUCUGUGUGUGCUUUCCUCUCACCCCCCCCCCCCAGCAGGUUGCCGUUGUCAGUGGCAAUGGAGGCCAUCGCUAAUGACGUAAUAUGAGUGUACCCUGCACUCUGACUUUGUGAAAGGGCAUAUUGUUUAGUACCAUUUCUAAAAGAUCCCACACCAAAAGUUUAUUAUUAUUAGAUUGAGAAAAAAUUAUAAAUGUGAAUUUUCAGAUUGUUCACCAAACUAUUUUACUUUUCAAAAGUGCUCAUAUCCGCAUUAGAACUCCACAGUAUAAACUCUUCUUACCUAA